GCCAUAUGACAGUUGCCAAAAUGAGUGAAAAAUAAAGCUUAACCUCAUUUGUGAAUUUGUAAAUAAAAACUUUACACGGAGAAAAAAAAUUAUGACAAAUUCUUCCUAAGACGGAUAACGAUAGGCAAUUUAAUUUAUGUUGGAAGUCCAUGAUGAAUGUAAAAAAAGAACGUCAAGAUGAAGCAGAGAUUAAAGAACUGGCUGCAAAAAUUGUGGAGGCAAACAACGCUAAAAUGGCUAUGUCCAAAAUGCCUCCUCAUCAAGGUGGACAGAGUAUGAAUAUUUUAAGUUUUUUAACUGAGAAAACUAGGAACAUCAACAGUUCAUCCUCAUGUACUAGUACUAGCGAAACAAAAAAUAUUGACGAAGAAUCUACGAAAGGGAAUUUUGGUUGGACCUUCCUAGGCAACGUGUACAUCCCUUAUAUUCUACGUUCAGGCGAGAGUUAUUGUGCUGUCCACAUUGUGCAAACGAAAGUUUUGAAUGCAACACUGAAUUACAUGCACCAAAGUCUCUUCAGUUUUAUGAAUGUUCGGAGCUACUGCAUGACGGAAGCAGAGGCCAGAUUGUUGAACGAAAUUAAUUUUAAACACUGCGACUAUCAAUUUGGUCGCAAAGAAUUCACGCCGAAAGACCUCAUAAUCAGUCUUACUGAUGCAAAUGAGUUGUAUACAUUUUUAAGACAUUGUUACGCAAAAGUAGUUAAUGGCACAGAUAGUGAAAAACUAGAGCGUUGUGGUUUUAUCAGAAUUAACAGAGAAUCGGUAGUACCUUACACAAUGUAUAACGAACAGAAGUAUGUUCCACUUUUUUAUUUUGAAGGUGACACUAACUUGUUGCAGCAACAGGCUGUCAAACUUGAAGGAUGGGAUUUGUCAUACUUGAAGUUCUGUUUCAGGAUUCAAGGAAUUAGGAAAGAUUUGUUUGCUCACGACUCCUGUCCAGCAAUUAGUUUAAAUGAUAUUAAAAACUACUUUCCUCCAGGAACAAUGUUUGAAUACUAUUGGCCAAGCAAUACUUUUCAACUGAUUAGACAGAAUAUCAAUCACCAACAACAAGGUGCUCAGUGUCCUCAAGAGCCAAUAGCUAAUCCCCAUCUUUCACAAAAACCUGGUGUCCAGGAUGUAAAUGUCAACACAAUGACAGGCGGACCCACAUACCAUUCAACUCAACCUAGAACAGCCAAAAGUGCCGUGACAUUUUGCUACCCCCCGGCACAAUCAAGACUUCCACCUUGUUUCAAUUUCAAUAUGAGACCGGCACCACCUCCUGAGGUUCAAGCCAAUUCAACUCGGAAAACUGUACUUGAAGGUAUCAAUAUGAAAUCGAAUGUUAGGACAGAUGUGUUGGUUAGGUUACCUGAUGAUCAUUGUACCGUAGGAAGUAAUAAGAACCCGCAAGGAGUCUCUACUGAUGUUAACAAAGGUAUUGAAAAAAUGUAACAGACUCACUAACAGUUUGGAAAAAUGUUUCCAAGGUUCCUCAAAUAUGAACUGUAUGUGGUCCUCACAAUGUAAAUAAAUCGAUAUUUAUUUAUUCUACAAGUUAAGAUGACAUUUUACAAUACAAUUAAACAUUACCCAUCAAUACCCCAAACAGGUCCAUAAAUGAAUAAUUUUUAAAUUCAUUAUGCAUGAGUUGAAUCUUUUGAAAGUUUGAAUACCUACCAUGUCUGCUGACUAUCCUGUUUCUUAAAGUCCUCCUUUGUAAAAAAAAUAUUUUCUGUGCUUCUUGUGAUACACCCCAAAAUGAAACUUUGCCUACAGAGGUUGCUGAAUGAAAUUGCACAUGACAUAAGACAUUUGUUUAGCGAGAGUCCCAGGAUUUUCAGUAAGUUCACUUGUUUCAUAAAAUUAUUUAAUGAUUUUAAAAGUAAAAUAUGGUGUGAAACGUUGAUUUUUUUCAACCUUGCAUAGUGAUUUAUUUUUAGUUAACUCGUUUAUAUCAACAUAUCCGGUUGAAGCAUUCAUAUGAAAUGCUUUUAAAUUUAUACUUGUCUGAUUUAUCUAUCAAAAUUUCAUAGUAAGAAGGCUCAAUAAUUAAGACAGAAGAAAAGUACUGAGGUUUGUUUUCUUUAACUUUAUUUUCUUUGGGCUUCCCCUUCGUUUGUGAAGGCUGUUGUAAAGAAUGAAAAGACUAAAUUUGAUACCAAUUGUUCAUACACUUUUGCAAACAUAGAUAUAAUGAUGAGCCCGAAGUUUUCAAAUUUGCUCUGCAACCAGCUUUAUGUACAUGUUUUAUUUUUUAUAAAUUUUAAACUUUUUGGAUGAUUCUCUUUCUUUUGCUGAACAGUUGAAGCAAAUGUUAGUGGGCCUGCAACCUAGCAAAUUUUUCAAAAGAUUAGAGCGCAUUUCUUCAUUAAUGUAAAGUUUUUUGUUUCCCAUUACUUGAAUUAUUUGUUAGUACGGAAAUUCUGUUAAUUACCAUAUUGAAAAAAGUUUAAAAAUUUCACAUAAUUUUGUCAUUGAAAAAAUCUGUCAAUUGACACUUUCAAAUAUGUCAAUUGGUACUUUCCAAAGUUGCGACUUUUAUUGAAUGAAUUCAAAGUAUUCAGGAUAAUUUUGUAUAUGUAUUCGUAUUGGUUAUAUGUAUGUAUGUCCUACAUACCUGGUACUGUUUUUAAAUUCAGGGCCUUUUUUGUGCUGACGACAGACGCUACAUCUUAAUACUGCACUAUCAACAACUUGCUUGUUACCUGUUUAGAUGAUAACUAAUUAGGCAUGUGAUAUUUUAAAUGUCCUUUUAAGUUUUUAACUUUUAAAUUACCUCUGAUAAUAAAAAGGAAUGGUUGGGCAGUACUCUAGACAUGACAGGUACGAAAGUGUAAAUUGAUAGAUAGUUUGUCUAUUGACAGAUUUUCCAUUUUCUGUAUUGGCAGCAUUACGCCAUCGGAAUUCUGUUUGUGAUUCAAUUUUAUUGAUAUUCGGUAAUGUGUUGUCACAAGUGAUUUUUUGUGUUUUGUUAAUUUCAAUGUGUUUUAGAUUUACUUAUUUUUCUAGUUUGCUGUUAUUUGCUACAUUCAAAAACUGUUUGUAAACGUAUGUCUUGAUAUUUUUUUGUUAUAAAUUGAAAUAUAUUAAUUUCUUAUCAAGAUUGGAGAGUAGACAUAUUUCCAAAAUUUCUAGAAAUCAGUAAAUCCUUAGUUAGUAAUGUCAUUCUUCAAUGUGACCUCUUUUUAUAGUGAUAUUAAAGUUUGUAAAUUGUAAA
This is a messenger RNA of Leptinotarsa decemlineata (Colorado potato beetle), 3207 nucleotides long. RefSeq lists its product as uncharacterized. The record is from RefSeq and is a predicted model, not a curated record. Lineage: Eukaryota; Metazoa; Arthropoda; Insecta; Coleoptera; Chrysomelidae.